Molecule: messenger RNA, 2304 nt
Organism: Brachypodium distachyon (stiff brome)
Lineage: Eukaryota; Viridiplantae; Streptophyta; Magnoliopsida; Poales; Poaceae
Exons: 1
Coding region: 112-2010 (632 amino acids)
Cellular component (GO): Golgi apparatus
Source: RefSeq, a predicted model, not a curated record
CGCCCGCCCCCCUCGUCAGCUCGUCCUGCCUGUCGCUCUGUCGGCGUCGCGCCCAGAUCCCCCCCUCCCCUCUCCCCGCCGCUCUCCAAUCCGCCCCAGAUCCGCGCGAAAAUGCUGGGGCGCGGGGCGGCGAUGUCCGCGCCGCAGUGGCGCGGGGGCGCUCUCGACGUGCGCGGCGCGCUGCGGUCGGGGGGCAACCUCCUCUUCGCGCUCUUCGUGGCCGCCGUCCUCGCCUUCACGCUCCUCGCCGCCGUCCACAGCCCCGACGACCCGCUGCUCCACCCUUCCUCCCACCAGCUCACCGCCUUCCUCACCUCCACCACCUCCAACUCCACCUUCCUCGCCGACGAUUCCGUGCUCCGCACCGGGGAAGACUUCGCCACCGCCGGCUCCAACUCCUCCGAGGCCGCCUUGUCCACCGCCGCCGUCGCCGAGGCCCUCCCGUUCAUCGAACUCUCCGACGUAGGGUCCGAGAAAAUGGAGGCGGUGACGACGGAGCAGUCCAUCACCGUCGACACCGACGACAACUCGGCAGCCGGCGGGGGCGUCGCCGAGGACAAGCCUAUCGUCGAGGCGGUCUCCUGCGAUACGGAGGCGCCUGUGGACUGCGCGGGGGAUAGGGAUCUCUUCAACCUGCUCAUGCGUACGGCGAUCGAGCGGUUCCCCGACCUCCACUUCUAUCGCUUCGGUCGCCCUGUCGCCGUGCCAGACAGCACCAUGGCGUGCGACCUCGCCUGGCGCUUCCGCCCAGCCGAAGACGCCACCGGACGCACCACCUACUACAAGGACUACCGCCGGUUCACGCUGAGCCGCGACGUCAGCACCUGCUCCCUCGUCGUGGAAAGCGUUGGCGAGUACCAUUCUGGCACCGGCGCCAAGCGGAGUGGACGACGCAAGGGCAAGAAGGGGAAGAAGGGGAAGCGUGAGUCACCCACGGCCACAGAUUUUCUGCCGACCAAGACACGGAUGAGGCUUGAUGAGAAUGCUGCCAAUGCAGACACCACGACUGCUGUUGAGCCGGUGUUUGUUGUCGGUGAGGCCGUCAACGAUAGCUUGCCGGUGGUAGCUUCUGAGUCUGAAUUCAGCCGCGGAAAGUACCUCAUUUAUAUGGGUGGUGGCGAGAAGUGCAAGAGCAUGAACCACUACAUUUGGGGGUUGUUGUGUGCGCUCGGUGAGGCCCAAUUCUUGAACCGGACGCUUGUUAUGGACUUCAGUGUCUGCCUCAAUUCACGAUAUACUGCCAGUGGCAAGGAUGAAAAUAAAGACUUUAGGCUCUACUUUGAUUUCGAGCACCUGAAGGAAUCGGCAUCAGUGAUCGAUCAGAGCCAAUUCUGGACAGAAUGGGGGAAGUGGCACAAGAAGGAUCGGCUGAAGAAUCACUAUACUGAAGACAUCAAGGUGACACCGAUGAAACUUCGCGAUGUCAAGGACACAUUAAUCAUGCGGAAGUUUGGGCUUGUCGAGCCGGAUAACUACUGGUCACGUGUGUGCGAGGGUGAGACAGAGGCCAUGGUCAAACGCCCAUGGCAUUUGUUAUGGAAGUCACGUCGCUUGAUGGAGAUUGUAUCUGCCAUUGCCUCUCGGAUGAGUUGGGAUUUCGAUUCGAUGCACAUCGUGAGAGGAGAGAAAGCCCAGAACACACAGAUGUGGCCAAACCUUGAUGCAGAUACCUCGCCAGAAAAUCUGCUCGUGACACUCAAUGAUAAGGUUGGUGCUGGCCGGCAUUUGUACAUUGCUACCGAUGAGCCUGAUAAAUCGUUCUUUGACCCACUUAAGAACAAGUAUAAAACACACUUGUUGGAUGAUUUCAAGGAUCUGUGGGAUGAAAACAGUGAAUGGUAUGCCGAAACGAAGGAGCUAAACAAUGGUAACCCAGUGGAAUUUGAUGGGUACAUGAGGGUUGCAGUCGACACUGAGGUCUUCCUCAGGGGGAAGAGGAAGUUGGAGACAUUCAAUGACCUUACACAUGAUUGCAAGGAUGGUGUCAAUACAUGUGCAGCUUCCUCCUGAAUAUCUGAUGGAGUAAGUUGAGCUGAAUCUCAAUUAUUGUUCUUGACAGAGUAAUUUGAACCUACAUGUAUUGCUAUUUUCUAAGCACCUUUUGCUUUGUUGUAGCUAGAUAGUUGGUAUCAGUGUUUUCUUGUAACACUGCUUUUGGUUUUGUGUGCCCAAGAUUACACUAGUUUGUUGAAUUCGUGCACCAGGACUUACCAACUGUUGAAAUAAUGAGUUGGUUUGUGGCAGCUGUAUUUUGUCUGUUUCUCUCUGCUCUAACUCAGAAAUUCGUCCACUGUUAGUUUAUCA